ACUGGGGAGAAGCCCUAUGAAUGUAAGGUUUGUGGGAAAGUCUUUGGGUAUUCUUCAAAUCUUAAUAGUCAUAUGCGAACCCACACUGGGGAAAAACUUUAUGAAUGUAAAAUAUGUAAGAAAUCCUUUACUACUUCUUCAAGUCUAACUGAACAUUUCAGAAUUCAUACUGGAGAGAAACCCUAUAAGUAUAAAGAAUGUGGAAAAGCUUUUACUAAGUACUCGGGACUUUCUACACAUGUACAAACACAUGCUGGACAGAAGCCCUAUCUAUGUAAGUCAUGUGGGAGAUCUUUCACUGUUUCUUCAAACAUGACUAAACAUUUAAGAAUCCAUACUGGCGAGAAACCUUAUCAAUGUAAGGAAUGUGGAAAAGCCUUCCAUGCAUCUUCCUACCUUUAUAAACAUGUAAAAACACAUACUGGAGAGAAACCCUAUAAAUGUGAUAAGUGUGGGAAAACCUUCCACACUUCCUUCUACCUACGAAAACAUGUAAGAACUCACAGUGCAGAGAAACCUUAUAAAUGUAGGGAAUGUGGAAAAUCCUACAAAAGAUGUUAUCUAUUGAAUGAACACUUAAAAAACUCAUAUGGUGGAGAAACUCUUUGAUUACAAGGUAUGUGGAAAGUCUU
Messenger RNA from Peromyscus leucopus (white-footed mouse), 632 nucleotides. Its product is annotated as zinc finger protein 121-like. NCBI's taxonomy places the organism in Eukaryota, Metazoa, Chordata, Mammalia, Rodentia, Cricetidae. The annotation marks the transcript as partial. Gene Ontology annotation, biological process: regulation of DNA-templated transcription. The record is from RefSeq and is a predicted model, not a curated record. Gene Ontology annotation, molecular function: RNA polymerase II cis-regulatory region sequence-specific DNA binding; DNA-binding transcription factor activity, RNA polymerase II-specific. The transcript has a single exon.